AUGAGUCCACCAAUCAAACUCCGUCGGCAACGCUCUCGAAAGCAAAACUGGAAGCAACAUGUCGAUUCCACAUCACCCAGCAAUAUUUCGACUCAAAGGAACUCGAUCAACAUCUCGGAAUCCGAGCUUUUCAAAUUGGUCUGCAGCUACGAGGGCUUUUCAAGCUCCAUAGCGCCAGACAUCACGGUGCGAGAGGGCUUGCACAAUCUGGAAGACGUGACUGCCUACGGGGUGUCCGAAGAAAAACAAAAGGAGCUCUGGAAAAUGGAGAUUGCGAGACUUUCGUCGUCACUUCAAAUUCCAGAUGGGUCAGCCUCGUUUGAGGGAACCAACGAACUCGAUCAGGACACCAAGGACGCGUACGAGAUCUUGGCUCACCUCGCCGACCAAAUGUGGAUCGCCCUCAACAUCGCCGUGCUCGACUGUCAGUCAUUACUUUGCAGCCAUUUCCCGGCUUUCGCCGAAGAAAGCCAACUCCGCAGGAGUCAAGGGAUUCUUGAACAAUUCACAGAGGAUGAUGAUAGUGAUGAGGAAGAGGAGUCCCCGCAGGCAAAUGAUCCAAAGGACACACCCAGGGGUAGCCGCGAAGACUACUUCAAGCUGGUCGACUACAUCACCGCAACUAUGGCCAGGACACUCUGCACAGCUGCCAGUGGGGAGGAAUGGCAUUACAACAUUUUGUCCACCCUUGUCAAGCUAUCCACUAAGCUUAAAGUUGUGUCCUUCCAUCUGGAAGAUUCAGCAUCCAGCGCGCUGGAGAGCAGCAGGACAAAAAAGCCUAUUCGUCCGGUACCAGGGCCAGCCGGAGGUCGUGGUGCAGCUGCCGGGAUAAGCAUGGGACGAAACGGGGGAGGGGACUCUCUGGACCUUCUGGGGGCGAUGCUCGACAGCGCGCUUCAGCAAGAAAGCGGAGGAGAUGAUAAGCCCUAUUCAGGCCCGAACACGCGACAGAGAGCAGUGAAGCACAUGUACUGGAUGCAGACGGUUAAGUUUGGACUUCCUGCCUACGAAAUCUUCCGGUACAUCCUGGUGUCUCUACGCGGCCGGCAAAAGCUGAUUACCACGUCCACAACAUCAUACGAGAUAUGUGCCAUGGUCUACGAUACCAACUUUCAACAAUUUUCGACACUGGUAUACCAAGACAUUGAUGGGGAGUAUCUUGGUUCUUCGAGGCCGGAGAAUAUUCAGAUGGCGAAUUCCGUCUUCGAGGUGCUCAGUUCAACCAUGAGAAAGCUGGAAAGGUCACGCCAGCAGCAACAAACCCAACAAGACGGGCCAAAUCCUGGUGGUGGAAAUUCGAGUCCAUCGUCGACUACGACCGUACCCGCAUCAGGGACUUCAAACGAAGGCGCCGAAGCCAACACCAAUGAUGCGCCGGUUGCAACAGAAACUCAUCAAAGGACGCAAUCCAACAUCGUUGGGACGACAGUUUCAUGGUCUUACGCCCAAGCCGACUCGAGUAAAGCCAGAACCUCGACAUCCGACCCGUGUGUGGAUGGGAAGCAGACCAUCCGGCUCCAAUCUAUGAGCGAGGUUAUCACGGUGAUGAUACCGCUCCUUUUGGCAAGCCCAAAGGUUAUCUACAUGAUGACCGAGUUUAUCGGACUUUGUGUGUACACCUCGGUGUCUGAAGAAAUUACACUCCACCCGACCACCAAAUACAAGGCCAUCUUUUGCAUGAGUACCGAAGAGUACCGCAAAUACUGGGAUGAAAAGCCCCGUUCAACAGUCUCCCAGCUCUCAGAAUCGCUGAUAGCCAGAGAUGCAGUGGUAUCGCGUAACGAUGACGGGUCAAAUGGAAUCGACACUUUCGAAGCAGAGCACUUCCACAAGUACCAACAAGACUUGCACGCUGUUACGAAUGCAAUGAAUGAUUGGAUAUUCGAGGAGAAUGGGGUGAGGGUCCGCUGCAGGUGGUAUGUCUGGACAGUGCUCAGCAUAGCGUCGAUGCUUGUCCUCGGCGGCAUCGCAAGCGGACUCACAAUUCAAGAUCGACUGAAGGGCGUGGAUCCUUUUAACAUCACCACCUUCUGCUGGGUUGUGGCGGCCUUUGUUAUUGUCAUUGCUAAAAGCCUUCGUGUGGCCAAUUGGGCGUGGCGAGACUUUCUACGCUGCAAUGUGCUCUGUCGGAGCGUCUCGGAGCUUCAUUCGGUGACGGGGAUAGACGAGCAGCUAAUCCUAGGAAGGCUACUACAAGAUGAGUCGGCAACUCGACUGCAGACGAGAGGCCCCUACAACUGCGUCUUUACCCGUCAAACGAGCAGCGCCGACGGCUUCUCCAUCGACCAUCCUAUGAGUAUCGCGACCAUGCUGCUUAGUGGCUUGAUUAUGAUUCAAGUCCAGGCCAUCUACCGCGGAGAUUUUCUCGUUUGUCUGGAUUUGCGCAAAGGAACCAAGUACCACCUCGUUCUUCAGAGCAGAAAUCCAACAGACAAGGAAGAAUACAUCUCCAGCGAUAGACUCGCUGUCGAUAAUCCCCAACAGACCAGUCGUCAACGGGUUCUUUUGCAAAAGGGAGGCGACACCCGAUGGAAUCGAGUAAUCGGAGUAUACGGUGGGCGAGACUGCUUCUUUACUUGA
Molecule: messenger RNA, 2580 nt
Organism: Lasiodiplodia theobromae
Lineage: Eukaryota; Fungi; Ascomycota; Dothideomycetes; Botryosphaeriales; Botryosphaeriaceae
Exons: 1
Coding region: 1-2580 (859 amino acids)
Source: RefSeq, a predicted model, not a curated record